CGGACAGACCGAGCAUCAUAAAGCCGAACCGAACCUAGGCUAGAUAAACUGAUAAAGCUGAGUUGAGCCGAUUCGAACCCAGCAGGGACAAGACGAGCCAAAUAGAGCCGAUCCAGCUGAACCUCAGUGCACCUCUCCGGGUCGAACUGAGCCGAGCCAUGCUGCUAGGCGUACUGGGUCACCUGCCGCUGGCCCUUGCGCGGGCGGUUCUGGCAGCGCUGCGCGGGCGGCUGAGCGCGCUGUGCUGGGAGCUGACGCCCCUCGUUCUGCCCCUGCUCUCCUGGAGGAGGCGGUCGGGCUACAGCCCCGACACCCGCGCAGCACUCCGGGACGACAAGGACGAGACGGUCCCGACGCCCACCAGCGUCAAUUACCACUUCACCAGGCAGUGCAACUACAAGUGCGGUUUCUGCUUCCAUACGGCCAAGACUUCCUUCGUGCUGCCCCUGGAGGAAGCCAAGCGGGGACUGGCAAUGCUCAAGGAGGCGGGAAUGGAGAAAAUAAAUUUCUCAGGAGGAGAACCAUUUCUUCAGGACAGAGGUGAAUUUGUAGGCCAGCUGGUCCGGUUCUGCAAGGAGGAGCUGAAGCUGCCAAGUGUCAGCAUUGUGAGCAAUGGCAGCCUGAUCAGAGAACGGUGGUUCAAGAAGUAUGGUGAAUAUUUAGACAUUCUGGCAAUUUCAUGUGAUAGUUUUAACGAGGAAGUCAACGUUUUAAUUGGCCGUGGUCAAGGAAAGAAGAACCACGUGGAAAAUCUGCAUAAACUAAGGCAGUGGUGCCGAGAUUAUGCUGUUGCUUUCAAAAUAAACUCCGUGAUCAACAGAUUUAAUGUUGAGGAAGAUAUGAAUGAUCAGAUCAAGGCACUCAACCCUGUGCGCUGGAAGGUGUUCCAGUGCCUAAUCAUUGAAGGGGAGAACAGUGGGGAAGAUGCUCUGAGGGAAGCAGAUAAAUUUGUUAUAAGCGAUGAAGACUUCGAGCAGUUCCUGGAACGCCACAAAGAUGUCCCCUGUUUGGUACCUGAAUCUAAUCAAAAGAUGAGGGAUUCAUACCUCAUUUUGGAUGAAUACAUGCGCUUUCUGAACUGUAGAAAUGGACGGAAAGAGCCUUCCAAGUCUAUCCUGGACAUUGGUGUAGAAGCAGCAAUAAAAUUCAGUGGAUUUGAUGAAAAGAUGUUCCUAAAACGAGGAGGAAAGUACGUGUGGAGUAAAGCAGACAUGAUUCUGGACUGGUAACUCUGUGCACUGAGAUGUGAUGUGCAUUUUCAAAAGAAUAUUGUGUAUACAUGUGUACAUUUAUUUAGCUGUAUGUAUAUAUAUAUUGAUUGCUGCUAACUACAAUAUGGUACACUAUACAGGUUGAUGUAUAACUUGAUACAUGAGUGAUUCUAUGAUUUUAUGAUUCUAUGAACGUGUUAAAUGUUUUUAGGAUGCAGAUUUUGUUCUUACUCAUUCACAGGUUGAAUGUUACUGAGCAGCUACAGAGCUUUCAUAGAAGUAUGAAGGACUUAAUGGCAAACCAUUAGGAUCCUGUUACAUGGUAUCUUACACAGUAUUAAGAUAAUAGAUAAGUGUGGUUGUAGAAAAAAAAAAACAAAAACAAGCAAACCCAUUAUAUAGAGUUGCAGUGGUUGAUAAGUGCAAACUCAUAUGAGGAAAUAUUCUUAUCUCCUCAUACAGUUUUUGCAGUUCCUUGCCAGCUCACAAGAGGGCCCACAGGCAAUCCUUUGGAAACAGCCCACAUCUUUUUCAGACAUAAUAGAGGGUCAGAAUGCUGUUAUCAUUAUAUAUACUCAACAGGAAAUUGGGAUUUAAAAAAAAAACAAAAACAAAAACAGUUUUCCUUUUUAAAAUGUUAAAGGCAUCUGUUGUUUUUCUCCCUCCUCUCCAUACACACAUGUGGCAUUUGCAAAAAUACUGGCUGAAAAUAUUGUUUUUAGUCAUGUGAGAAUAUUGUUUUUCUCCUAAAACAUGAAAAUGAAUUUUACCCAAUAACAAGCAACUUCUUGAUUCACAUUGACAAUGACCUCAGUUCUGACAAAAAUUUACAGUGGAAACAAUGUUUGCAUUUUAUUCAUAACUUUGUCCAUUCUCCUCUUUUCUGCAAAAGUUGAUUUAUUAUUUUCAACAGCCACUUGCACACAGAUUUGUUCAAGAUCCUUUCUGAAAUGAGUGAAUAAUAUGUAAGGCACUUCACACGUGUCUUCUCUUGAAUACAGGCAGGGCUUCUUCCCAUGCUUUUUGUUUUGCUAAGGCAUGGAUGUGCAAACAACAAGGCUCAUAUAUCAUGUACACUUCUUUUGAAGGUUGCUGGCUCUUACCUGCUGGUUGCUAACCGGCAGAUAUUGAGUGAAACUCAUGGGGUUUUCUGAAGGCUGUCUGUGAUUUGAAAAGCUGGCAGCAUUAAUAUGUAAUAGAAAAUAGACAAACAAAAACACCUUGUGAUAAUUAAAUGUGCUGCCUGCUUGCUUGGUGUUCUGAUAAUUUUAUAGUGUUCUAAUUACAGUUUUUCAAAGCUAAUGGUCCCAUCCUCCCCAGAGCUCUAUAUGGGGACCUGAGGGUAACCUUUGCACAAACAGCAGUGAGCAGGCACUGCUUGUUCUCACUGCCCAUUGCACUUUCUGCCCAGGCUGCCUCAAAUGUCUGAAUACUUUCAAACGCUGGAAGCCAGCAUGCAUUAAACAUACUAUGCACAGUACACCUUCUUUCCCUUUUCUGACUGUACCCAUAUUUUUAAAGACAUUUUAAAGAGAAAUGUCUUGCAUUCACCCAAUGCAUCUUCAGAACUAAGGGGAAGGCUCUUAAACAGGAGCUGGUUCUUCUGAAGAGCAAAAAGAUGCACCUCUGAAAACUGUGAAUAUGUUUCAGUUUACAGUUCUUUGCGUUUCUGUUUUUACUGCCCUAACUGCAAAUGCACCAUCUCAGUGGUGCUCCUUUGCCUUUUUGCAUCUUGCCUUCACUUCCGAUGCAUUUCUGUAUUUUUUUUUCUCUUUAUUUAUACUCGGUGACAUUUUAAAUGUGGCCCACACGCAUUAACCCCACAGUCUUUUGGCAGCUGUUCUGCUGACCUCUGCUGGAGUUUUGCCCGAGUGCCAACUACGGGCAGCGCAAAUCCAUGUGACUGCAGUGCUUUACUUCCUCUGUGCUCCCAUUGCUCAGGCGUGAAGUCUGUCUUCUUCCUCAGCACCGACGCUGCGUGAUAGAAAAGGAGCAUUUUCCUUUGCUGCUGGCUCAGCCCCAGCCCGAGGAAAGAUUUAGUGCGUCCCUGUGCCACUAAAUCCACCCGCUUGCCGCUGCUGCAGAAAACGCCAGCUGUAUCGCGGCACGCAGAUGUGCGGUGCACAAAACCCCAUUCAGAGCCAGAAAUCCUGCCAUGCUUCCUUGAGUGUUCUGCUCUGUAAAUGGCCAUUGUUGUGCUCCAAGAGAUCGCUGUGCUGCAGGAGGAAGCUGCAAGAUAAACAAAAGGAGCUGAGAAUGCGAAAGCGCUGUGAAUAGUUUGAACACUAAGGCACGGAGGAUGGUUUUAAUCACAAGGUUCUAAGUUAUUUCUUAAAAUGCUCAGGACUCUGCAUUGCUUCUUGCCAUCGUACAUAACUGAGAAAAUGGUUCUGCUCUGUGUGACU
Molecule: messenger RNA, 3616 nt
Organism: Centrocercus urophasianus (Greater sage-grouse)
Lineage: Eukaryota; Metazoa; Chordata; Aves; Galliformes; Phasianidae
Gene: RSAD2
Product: radical S-adenosyl methionine domain containing 2
Exons: 6
Coding region: 159-1229 (356 amino acids)
Biological process (GO): defense response to virus; positive regulation of immune response
Cellular component (GO): mitochondrion; endoplasmic reticulum; endoplasmic reticulum membrane
Molecular function (GO): catalytic activity; 4 iron, 4 sulfur cluster binding
Source: RefSeq, a predicted model, not a curated record